CCGCUGCACAAAGACCAGUGUGCAGUCGCGGACUCCUCCACGCUGUGAGUGCGCAGCGCCUGCACAGAUCGCUCCAAUUUGGAACUUAAGCUCACGUUGCAUGAACCUGCGUCGCUUCACUGCAGUUUUCUCGGCCGCGAACGACCCUCCGUAUUCCGCUGUGGCUGUUCUCCAGCACAUACUCCGACCCCGAAAACCGUCGGGACCAGUGAAGACAGAAGCUGCGGGAGUGGUCUGGAAACUUUUGCCAUCAUGAGCACGCCAGCGGUCAACCUUGAUACCUACAGCCUGUCGCUGCUCACGGCCAAAGAGGACAUCCUCAACCCCCGUUCCUCCACCAACUGGGCAAUUUUCGCAUAUGAUGGGGUCACCAACAAGCUCAAACUGGCUGACUCGGGAGCGGGAGGCGUGCCAGAGCUGGCAGCAAAGUUUCACAUCUGCAAGCCUCAGUACGGACUGUGCAAAGUGGCAAACAUGGAGACAGGAGGCCCCCGGAUUGCUCUGAUCAGCUGGGUCGGCCAAAAUGUGGAUGACUACCGAAGGACAGAAUGUGCCAGCCACAUUCCAGCCAUCAAAAACUUCUUCAAGGAAGCGCAUGUGUUCAUCAGUGCAGAGAAGGUGGAGGACGUGACAGAGGAGAAGAUAAGAGCAGAGCUCAGCAAGGCCCAGGCCCAUACUCCUGCACAGUGGGUGAGAAAGAGCUCCAGGUCCGCGGACAAGGAGGAAUUAGUGGGUACAAACUACAGAAAAACCAAUGCUGCAAUGGAGAUGAGACUCAUAAACAGAGAGUCCUUCUGGGCACGUGCAGAGCGUGAAGAGGAAGAGAGGAAAGACGAGGAAAGGAGACGAGCAUCAGAGGAGAGACGCCGCCUUGAAAAAGAAAGAAUUUUAAAGGAACGGAGGGAUGCAGAAGAGAGAGAUAGAAAGAUGGACGAGAAGCUGCAGAUGAUUGAGGAGCAGAGAAGAAAACAGGCAGAGGAAGAAGAAAAGCUGCGCAGAAAGGAGAAAUUUAGAUGGGAGCAGGAGCAGAGGGAGCAUGAGGAAGAUAUGAGGGCUCGUCUUAGAAGGAGUGAAUCCAUAGAGAAAGCAGCGGAGGCAGCAGCGUUAGUGUCCCAACGCUCCAUGAACCCGAGGGAGUUCUUCAGGCAGCUGUCAUCAUCAUCAUCACAAAGUCCCACCAGCCCUGGAUCCUCCCGCACUGGCAAACCGUUCAGACGAUACCAGCGUAGCCUGACAGACACAGCCUUCAUCUUCUCUAAGGCGGAGGAGAGCACGGCAUCUUCCCCUCGCAGCUCUCCUCUGGUCUCCCCCUUCUCCCGUGCUCCUCCCUCCCCCAUCUACCGUGCUGCGUCUCCCCCCACGAGCCCUGUUUUCCUCCCUGCCACCUCUCCACAAAGGCCCAGAGCCCCCAUGUCCCCGCCUGGGUCACCCUGUCGCCCCACCCCUCCGGUCUCGGCCCUGCCCAGCAUUCCACAAACUAACAACCAAGUUCAGGCUGCUGCUGAGCCCAAACCCCCUUCGCCCACAGAACCGUCUGCACCUCCGGCCUCCCCAAGUCUCCUGGCGUCCUUCUCUGCCAAAUUAGUAAAAAACAAUCCGCCUCAGUCACAUCCAGAGGCCCUUCCCGCCUCGCCCCCAAAUACCCCAAACCAGCCGGAGCACUCAACUUUCUGCUUCGAGCCUGUUCUACCUCCACAGGCUCCAACAGCUCCUCUUCCGGAGAGACCGCAGCCAAACACAGACCUCAACACAGCCACUCAUGUGCACGCUGAGCUGGUCUCAGACUUUGGCUACAAAGUACAGGCUGUAUUGGUGGAGGAAGAUGAGGGAGAGGAUGUGGAGGAGCACGAGAGCGGGACGGCCGAAACACAACCGCAGCCUUGUGCUGUCGCCGCAGAGCCAGUCCAGGCUGAGGCAGAGGAGCAGGAGCAAGAGGAGGAGGAGGAGAAGGAGGAGAAGGUGGAGCAGGAGAGGGACGAGGAAGAGGAGGAGGAGCAGGAGCAGGAGAGGGACAAAGAAGUGGAGCAGGAGAGGGACAAUGAAGAGGAGGAAGAGGAGGAGGAGGAGGGAUUGAAAGAGGGAGCUGUGACUGCAUUGCUGGAGGAGCCAGAGGAGGUGGUGCAGGAGGAGGAGGAGGCCAAGGAAGUUGGAGAGGAGAACGACCAAUCAGAAGAGAGUCAGGCCCCUGCUGAGCCUGCUGAGCCAGCAGUCACAGAUGCCAAACCAGCUUGUCAAGAAAUCAAGCACGAGGCUGUCGUCCCGUCAACCAACGGGAUCACAAACGGAGAGGACACACAGGAGCAGAACGGCAUAGAGCGAUCGCUGAGUCCAUCUGACACUGAACUCAGCUCGCCGGAGCUGGCUGUGUGCUACAGUCUUCACGGCACGGCGGAGGAGGAGGAUGUGAUUGAGGACAAGGAGCAGGAGAUCUCAGAAAAUGGACAAGAGGUUUUAGCUGAACGACAAAUGUGCGUCCGAGCUCUGUACGACUACCAAGCAGAGGACGAAUCGGAGAUCUCGUUUGAACCCGGUGACAUCAUCCGGGACGUGGAAACGGUGGACAAAGCCUGGUGGAGGGGGUGGAGCAAAGACGGCCGUCAAGGCUUGUUCCCCGCCAAUUAUGUGGAGACCAUAUAGGCAGACACACUAGCGCACACACACACACACACACACACACACACACACACACACACACACUCAGGGACACCAUCUCCCCUCACGUUUGUUCAUGCUUUUACCUUAAUCCUCCCACUGAAACUUUGUACUCUCUAUUUUGUAGAAAGCAUAAAGAAAAGUGCGACUCUCAGUUUUGAUGUAUUUUUUGGAGAAAUAACUAAAUAUUCUCACAAGUAUGCAGAAAUUACCCAGCCUCAUUUUCUUGGAUAAAAUAGCGGAGACCUUUUCCUGGACCAAAAUAACUUAUUUCCCUUUGAGAUACAGCAGGAAUGUUGGUGGGAGGGAUCAGAUCACUGUGACAAAUGAUCACAAACUUGCUUUUCUCGUGCGAAACACAAACAGGUUUUUCUAUAGUGUGUAGUCGUCUUUUUGAUCCGCACAUAUAACAAGCGUUCCAUUCUGCUCACCGUUUGCUUUGUGUGUUACAUAGCUAAAAAAAACAAUAAUAAUUUACAGCGCUUGACUGGUAUAUAUAAUCAAGAUACAUGUAUCAGACAUCAUCUUAUAAUCACCUCCCUGUAUUUCCUGAGUUAUUUUGUAGCACUGUGUUUGUUACUGACAGGCUCACAGCACGUUUUAAUCACCCAAACCAGAAAAGCAACAUAAAAAACGAUAAAUAAACAAGCAGAGGAAAAAGCACUGUAUCGUCACCAGUAUUUCUCUCUCACUCUUUACGAUGGGCUGUGUUUCGUUUGUGAUUUCUUCCAUACUUUUGUGCUUCUCAUCUUGAUUUUUACUAGAUUUUAAGAAAUUAAAGCAUAAUGUUGACACGCAGAUGACAUAAAAAAACAAAUCUCCCGGUUUUAAUCCUCUGUAAUAUCUUAAUACUCCACAGUGUAUAUAAGAAUGUAUAAAAAAGUCAAAGAUCUUCUCUUUUUCUAUACUGGGCUUGUAUGUUUUUAUGUUGUAUGCUUGUGUGAUGGUAUGUAUGUUCUUUGCAUUUACUCCAAACUUACAAAUAUACAGCACCUACAAACUCAA
Molecule: messenger RNA, 3657 nt
Organism: Chelmon rostratus (copperband butterflyfish)
Lineage: Eukaryota; Metazoa; Chordata; Actinopteri; Chaetodontiformes; Chaetodontidae
Product: drebrin-like protein A
Exons: 16
Coding region: 253-2637 (794 amino acids)
Biological process (GO): positive regulation of dendritic spine morphogenesis; regulation of actin filament polymerization; positive regulation of axon extension
Cellular component (GO): lamellipodium; cortical actin cytoskeleton; postsynaptic membrane
Molecular function (GO): actin filament binding
Source: RefSeq, a predicted model, not a curated record